AGCAGGUCACUUCGCUCUUUUUGUCACUCGUUUGGUUAUGCUUUGUAUUUAACUUGUUUAUAUGUCGCUCGCUAUCAAUCCCAACUAUCUUCACCAAAAUGGUCUCUAUAUUCAACGUCUUAAUCUUGUUAUGCGCCGUACGCCAAGCGACAGCUACUUUCAGUCUGAACACCGGCGGCCCUAACUGGGACUACACAAGCAAAGAUUUGGCAGACACCACCUCCCAGGCCUGCAAAGAUGCAUACAGUGCAAGCAUCGACUGUGACGAUGUCCUUGUCGGCAUGGUCGCUUCUCUGAACCCAAACUUUGACCCACAAGCUUCGGACUUGGAGAGGUUGUGUACCACGACAUGCAGCGAUUCAUUGAAUCAGUAUGUCAAGAACGUCAAGGCGGCAUGCGACAAUCCCGGCGAUCUUGCCGGAGUGUGCGAUGGCAAUAAGAACCUCUUCCUAGCCGAGGUGGAGACAGUCGGCGAGGUCCUUCAGUACCAAUAUAGCCAGGCAUGCGCCAAAAAUGGGUCAGACUAUUGCUACUUGACCUUUUCCACUAGUAGCGAUUGGGCUCGAGAAGACUUCCCAUGCAACGAUACCUGCGCCAUACAAUUCUAUCAAAACGCGCAUAACCAGCCCGGCUCUGGAUACUUCUUCUCGUACAUGGAUAUGUGCAACCGGACCACGUAUUGGGAGCAAACUUUUGCCGGAGGCUGGGAAACGGUGGUUCAGUGCGGCGAUGGCGGGAAUCAGACCACCAGCUCGACGAGUGUAGGCGGAAGCGCGAGUGCAAUGACUUCAGUAAGUUCAGCAAGUACUUCAGUAUCGGUAUCAACUACUUCUACUAAGACAGCUACGGCUCGGUCAGUCUCGACGACAGGCACCUCCGCUACUACAGGUGUAGUUGCGAGUAGUCGACCAACGAGCGGUGCUGGGAAGAUCAGACCACCGUUCAUCUGCUUUUGAUUGUAUA
Talaromyces stipitatus ATCC 10500 is the source of this 963-nucleotide messenger RNA. RefSeq lists its product as uncharacterized. The transcript has 2 exons. The coding region runs from base 99 to 956 and encodes 285 amino acids. The record is from RefSeq and is a predicted model, not a curated record. Lineage: Eukaryota; Fungi; Ascomycota; Eurotiomycetes; Eurotiales; Trichocomaceae.